AUGCGGUCGAACCGCCUCGCUUGGGCUACGGCGGCCCUCGCGCCUCUGGCCGCCGCCGCCGGCUCGCUCAAGGACAUUAAGCAUAUCGUCCUGUUCAUGCAAGAGAACCGCGCCUUUGACCAUUACUUUGGCACCAUGGCCGGCGUGCGAGGGUUCGGUGACCCCAAUGUCCAGGUCAACAACGAUGGCCGCACCGUCUUCGAGCAGCCCAUCCCCGAGGCCAAGAAUGGCGUCGACAUCCUGAAGCCGUGGCACAUCAACUACCUGGGCGGCGAGUGGAAGCAGGCCACGCAGUGCAUGGCCGCCGGCGACAACGGCUGGGGAGCCAUGCACUCGGCCUACAACAGCGGCCUCGGCAACAACUGGGUCCGCGCCGACGGCGCCUGGAGCUUGGGCUACUUCAAGCGCGAGGACGUCCCGACGCAGUGGGACAUCGCCGAGGGCUGGACCCUCGCCGACAUGGCCACGCAGAGCGUCCUCGCGGCCACGGAUCCGAACCGCAUCAUGUGGAUGAGCGGCUCCAUCAACAUUCCCGGCUCGCCCUCGAACCCAGACGGCUCUGGCGGCAUCAUCAUUGACAACUCGGCCACGCCCGGCUGCGAGGCCCCGCGCCUCAACUGCUUCCCCUUCGUCUGGAAGACGUUCCCCGAGUACCUCGAAGACGCCGGCAUCUCGUGGCAGGUCUGGCAGGACCUUGACAACUUCGAGGACAACAUGCUCGCGUACUUCGAGCAGUACCAGCUCGCCAAGAACGGCUCCGCCCUGCGCACCAAAGGUAACUCGUACCCGGGCCUCGAUGCCUUCUACAAGGCCGCCGCCGAUGGCACGUUGCCCCAGGUCAGCUGGAUCGUGGGCCCCCAGGAACUCGCCGAGCAUGCGCCCAACCAACCCGUCGACGGCGCCUGGCUGCAGAAGAAGGUCGUUGAUGCCAUCACCAGCAGCCCCAAGUACCACGAGACGGUUCUCAUCAUCAGCUACGACGAGCAGGGAGGGUGGGCAGACCACGUCGUGCCCCAAGCGCCCGACAGGGAUGCGGCCGGCGAGUGGAUGAUGGACCCGUACAACCAGUACGGCAUUGUGCCUGUUGGCCCGGGCUGGCGCACGCCUCGAACCAUUGUGUCGCCCUGGACUCGCGGCGGCAAUGUCUUCACCGAGCGUGCCGACCACACGUCCGACAUCAUGUUUGUCGAGCAGUGGGCCGCGGCGCAAGGCUACAAGGGUGUCUACAGCAAGGAGCUCACCCAGUGGCGCAGGGACCACAUGUCCAACCUGGUCAACGCCUUCGACUUUACCCACUCUGAUACAUCGUGCCCCGAUAUCACACAGCCGCCCACUCCGGAAAGCCUGCCCGACGAUGGCACCCACUACAGCGGGAACCUCACCCUUGGCUCCCUUACAGGUCCAUGGGUCGGCCCGGCCAAGUGCCUCCAGAACCACAGGACCCCACGACCGGAUAUUCCCUACGGUUCAUCCAAUGCCAACCAGAACAUGACCACCCUGGUCGAGGAGGGGUUCAAGCGCGUCCGCGGCAAGCUUACCGAGGGCCGCUACCUGACGUUUGAGAGCCGGGGCUACGCGCUGACGGCGAUUCGAGACCGUUACGCCGGUGUCACCAUGGCCACCAAACACCACAAUGACAUCCGCCAGCGGUGGAUCCUCCACGCAGUCCGCGGGACCAGCGACCAGUUCACCAUCCAGUCUGCCUGGGACAAGAAGUACAUUUCCGGCGGCACCCGCUACCUCGGCACCCUGACGAGCGACGAGUCGCGAGCGCAGACCUUUACCGUAAACUACAACCCCAACGGCGCCAUGUACACGCUUCAGGUCGGCGACAAGGAUCAGUACGUGAGCGUCGAGCAGUCAAGCGGCUCCACGCUGCAAACACUCCUUGCGUCGUCAGCCACUCCCCUUCAGUGGACUAGCCGGAAGGAGUGGUUCGAGAUCUAUAGCGUGUCAUACCUCAAGUAG
Messenger RNA from Purpureocillium lilacinum, 1968 nucleotides. RefSeq lists its product as uncharacterized. Lineage: Eukaryota; Fungi; Ascomycota; Sordariomycetes; Hypocreales; Ophiocordycipitaceae. Gene Ontology annotation, molecular function: hydrolase activity, acting on ester bonds. The record is from RefSeq and is a predicted model, not a curated record.